Molecule: messenger RNA, 1281 nt
Organism: Sphenostylis stenocarpa
Lineage: Eukaryota; Viridiplantae; Streptophyta; Magnoliopsida; Fabales; Fabaceae
Source: the annotation of a GenBank genome assembly
AUGCUUCGAGCUCACAUAGACGUUUUCACACCCUUCACUGCUUCACUCCACUCUAAGCCACUCAAUUCCUCGCGCGUCCGUUCCUCUUCCGCUCCGACACGGCGUCGUCUGGCGACCACCGCCAGUCCUCGCGAGGCCAAUCUCCGGCACCUCACUUCGCGCAUUGUCCAACUCACUCGCCGGAAACAGCUUCGCCAGAUUUUGGAUGAGGUUGAGGUUUCGAAGAGGCGGUUUGGGAAACUGAACACGAUUGUGAUGAACGCGGUGGUGGAGGCUUGUGUUCAUUGCGGUGAUGUCGAUUCGGCGAUUAGGAUAUUCGAAGAGAUGAAGAAGCGCGAUGGUUGUGGUGUGGAUACCGUCACCUAUGCCACGCUUUUGAAGGGGUUAGGCGAGUCACGAAGAGUUGAUGAGGCUUUUGAAAUGCUUGAAACUGUGGAAAAUGGCGCUGCCAUGGGAAGUCCAAACUUAUCAGCUCCUUUGAUAUUUGGUCUGCUAAAUGCCUUAAUCAAAACUGGAGACUUGCGUCGUGCACAUGGUCUCCUUGCUCGUUAUGGUUUUGUGUUUCGAGAAGGUGGCAAAUUUUCGGUCUCUGUAUACAACAUACUAAUGAAGGGCUACAUAAACUCAGGCUAUCCACACACUGCGAUAAACAUGCUUAAUGAAAUUUUACGUCAAGACAUAAUGCCGGACAGGCUCACAUAUAACACGCUAAUUUUAGCCUGUGUUGAGAGUGAAAAGUUGGAUACGGCAAUGCAAUUUUUUGAGGAAAUGAAGGGCAGGUCUCAUAAAUUUCUUGAUGAUGAUAUGUUUCCAGAUAUUGUUACGUAUACGACAUUGCUUAAGUGUGUCCACAGUUGGCUCUCCAGCAUCUCUCUCAGUUUAUCUCUCUCUUUAAUGCAGGGUUUUGGAAAGGCAAAGGAUCUUGCUUCAGUUCUGAAAAUAGUUCUGGAAAUGAAAUCUCGUUGUGAAUUAUACAUUGAUAGAACUGCUUACACUGCAAUAAUUGAUGCUUUUCUAACAUGUGGCUCAGUUAAGGGGGCUCUGUGUAUUUUUGGAGAAAUAUUGAAACAAGCUGGUCUGAAUCCAGAGUUGAGGCCAAAGCCUCACCUCUAUCUUUCCAUGAUGCGUGCCUUUGCUUUUCUAGGAGAUUAUGAUAUAGUUAAAAAUUUACAUAAACGGAUUUGGCCCGAUUCAUCAGGAACCAUAUUAUUAGUUGCUCAAGAAGAAGCUGAUCACCUCCUCAUGGAAGCAGCUCUGAAUGCUGGUCAGGUAUUUCCCUGA